Messenger RNA from Lontra canadensis (Northern American river otter), 904 nucleotides. Its product is annotated as WAS/WASL-interacting protein family member 1-like. The record is from RefSeq and is a predicted model, not a curated record. NCBI's taxonomy places the organism in Eukaryota, Metazoa, Chordata, Mammalia, Carnivora, Mustelidae.
CUGCCCCCGACCCCCAGCAGGGCCUUGGAGGACAAACCCCCCCCUCCGCCUCCUCCAGUGGGCAACAGGCCCUCCAUCCACAGGGAAGCGGUCCCACCGCCUCCCCCUCAGAACAGCAAGCCCCCCGUGCCUUCUACCCCGAGGCCUUCCUCCUCCUCACAGGCCCCACCUCCACCGCCGCCACCAAGCAGGCCCGGCCCUCCUCCCCUGCCUCCAGGUUCCAGUGGCACUGAUGAAACCCCAAGACUCCCACAGAGGAAUUUGUCCCUUACGCCGUCUACAACCCCCUUACCUUCACCGGGACGAUCAGGCCCUCUUCCUCCCCCGCCCAGUGAGAGACCCCCUCCUCCGGUGAGGGACCCACCGGGCAGAUCAGGCCCUCUCCCACCACCCCCUCCAAUAAGCAGAAAUGGCAGCACAUCUCGGGCCCUGCCUGCCACCCCCCAGUUGCCUUCCAGGAGUGGAAUAGAUAGUCCCAGGACUGGACCCAGGCCUCCUCUUCCUCCUGACAGGCCUGGCGCCGGGGCACCUCCCCCACCUCCACCAUCAACAUUGAUUAGGAAUGGCUUCCAAGACUCUUCAGGAGAAGAUGAGUGGGAAAGCAGAUUCUACUUCCAUCCCAUUUCUGACUUGCCGCCUCCAGAGCCAUAUGUACCAACAGCCAAAAGUUAUCCCAGUAAACUGGCAAGAAGUGAAUCCCGGAGUGGAUCCAACCGAAGAGAAAGGGGUGCCCCACCACUUCCUCCCAUCCCAAGGUGAUCUUUGCCUGCUCUUCUCCAGCCGAGCCCAAGAGCUCCUUCUGUUGUUGUUCUCCAAGGGUGCAAAACCCUCCUCCCCUUGUCUUCACUUGUCCCCUUCAUACUGGCUGUAGGGAAAGGGAGGGUGAUGUGGGAAUAUGUGUGCG